UCAUAUCGCCGAUCGUUGAGCCCCCUCCUUGCUCUGACUGGAUCCCUGCGCCUGCAACGCAACUUAGUCUUACAGUUACCGCGCUGGGAGAAGCAGCAGAGGCAGAGAAGUUGCUGAGCAGGGAAGUCUGUCCUGCGGUGGAAGGGGGAUCGGAGUGCACAAGGGUUACUAGUGUGACCGGAAGGCACUGUCACUGAUAAUCCUCUGCUCUAAAGAUUUACUGGGUACUGGCUGCAUACUACUCCCUUCUUCCUUGUUUCCUGCAUGCUCAAAGACACGGCCAGAGCACUGAGAGAUAUCAGGUAUUGAUGUAACUGGAGUGAAUAAGGGAACCUUCUUCCUGAGCACAGACAUUGGAGCCUGUUAUCAGCAUGAACUCAUAUGUGUUAGACAAACACGUCAAUAUUUCAUAUCUAUCCUUCACUACAGUCUUAGACACCAAUGACUAUUCACAAACUUUGGAGAUAUCACAGCAGAAAUUUAAAGGAGAUGGUGAAUUGGCAGGAACUGGGCAGAAAUCAUUAUGUACAGAGAGUAAUUUAGUAAUCAAACAAGAGGACAACAUUUAUGCCUUAUCUAGUGAAAUUAUUUUCCCUGAGGAUAAACCACACACAUUUACAGAGUUUUCAAAACAUAUUAAAGAAAGGAAAAGUCUACAGUCUUGCCAAAUGAUUCAUACAAAGGAGAAAAAAAUUCAAUGUACAGAGUGUGAAAAAAGCUUUAGAUGGAAGUCUCGUCUACUAGAACACUACAGAAUUCACACAGGUGAGAAACCAUACACAUGUACUAAGUGCGGCAAAUGCUUUACACUAAUGAAUCAUCUGAAAUCUCAUGGAAGGAUUCACACAGGAGAAAAGCCUUUCACGUGUACAGAGUGUAAAAAAAGUUUUACACUAAAGAGUGAUCUGAAAAAGCAUGAAAGGAUUCACACAGGGGAAAAGAUUUUCACAUGUACAGAGUGUGGAAAAAGUUUUACACAAUUAAAUAGUCUGAAAAGUCAUGAAAGGAUUCACACAGGAGAAAAGCCUUUCACGUGUACAGAGUGUAAAAAAAGUUUUACACAAAAGAGUGAUCUGAAAAAUCAUGAAAGGAUUCAUACAGGGGAAAAGAUUUUCACAUGUACAGAGUGUGGAAAAAGUUUUACACAAUUAGGUAGUCUGAAAAGUCAUAAAAGGAUUCACACAGGGGAAAAGCCUUUCACAUGUACAGAGUGUGGAACAAGUUUUACAGAAAAGAGUACUCUGAAAACUCAUGAAAGGUUUCACACAGGAGAAAAGCCUUUCACAUGUACAGAGUGUGGAAAACGUUUUACACGAAUGGCUUCUCUGAAAAUGCAUGAAAGGAGUCACACAGGGGAGAAGCCUUUCACAUGUACAGAGUGUGGAAAACGUUUUACACAAGAGAGUCAACUGAAAAGUCAUGAAAGGAGUCACACAGGGGAAAAGCCUUUCACAUGUACAGAGUGUGGAAAAAGUUUUACAUAUAUGAGUGCUCUGAAAACUCAUGAAAGGAUUCACAAGGGAAGAGACCUUUCACAUGUUUAGAAAGUGGAAAAAAGUUUUUUUUAUUGAAAUCAUGUAUCACAAAACACCAAAUAUUUACACACAAAUUAACUUUAUAAACACAGUGUACAAACCUUUUUACAAUUAUCGUAAAGAGGACAAACUCGGGGACUUCCGGUGGGUGGCGUUCCAAGAUGGCUGCACUCUUCUAAAGCUCUGAGACACCUCGAGAAAAAGAAUCCUUAUACAGCCUGAAACCUUAGCCAUCUGCAUAUCUCUUGACAGCUACGUGUCUGAGAACCAAGGCAGAUUGAGAACAUAUCAUCUUCUCUCCCACGGGAGUCAUAUUAAGCAAUAACUGCUGACUGGCAUUGUGGCGGGCUCUCAAGCGCCACACUGUACAUAGUACUCCUUUCAGUAUUUGUUAAUUUCUUUUCCGAUGGAGGCAGAAAAUCACGUUACUGCACAGUUACUUGCUAUUUUCCUACCUAGAUUUGAACGCUUAUCCUAUAACCUCAACACCUUGAUUGGGGUGAUUCAGACAACGGGGGGGGCCUACCUCAAAGAUCCUGACCCUAUGACUAAGCAAACUUGCUGCUCAGUACAAGAUCUACAGCACCCACCUACCACAACUCUACAAAGGCCCCCUACACCGGAUGAUUUAACAAGCCUUUUUUCAGACUUGACCGAGAGAUCACUAUCAUGUGGUGUGGAACGGGCUCAACUUCCACAUGUCACGACUACCGUGAGCCUGGAGAGUCCAGGUAGAGCCUCUAUAAUAAGCACCCCAAUGACGGGCAUAACGAUGGGAGCUGAGAGGCAGAGCAUGGAAGCACUACUUAUUCCUGAACUGCUGAGAGACUCACCCGCCGCGAAAGCUGUGUACUCUGCACUCAGAAUUGCUGUCAGCUCUGCUGCGAUUCCAUAUGAAGCAUCUCCUGAGAUUACGGCAAUUACAGAUGGCACGGCCAUGCCCCCCCCCCCCAACGCGUGCAGGUGCUGGCAAGUGAAUCACCUCUUCCAUGCUCUCUUUUACACCGAGCAAGCUGGCUGUCUGAAUGUGGUCCCCCAGAAGCACUCGGACUCUUUCGCACAGCAAGAGGCAUCGGCUGAUGUCUUUCUCCCUCGGGCUGGCCUACACGAUAUCAUGGGGCACACCUUAAAACUUUGAACGCACGUAAAUCCAUGUUCAGGACAAUUUUGAGUAUGUGUAGUCCUGGUCUUCCCUACCUGUACUUUUAUGCGCGAGGGGUUAGAUAGUGUUUAAGUUGUUAAUAAGAGUAACUUGCCGUUAUUGUAUUCCUAUUUGUUGUUCUUUCACAUUUAUAUGCUGUUUAAUAUGAUGGAUUGGUGCUCCUUAUAGCUACAUCUCUGCAGCUACACAUUUUCAGUUACUUUCUGCUUGCUGUUCCCUCACAUGCAGAGCCUUAUCAUAUGCUGUGAAAUGUCCUUUAUUCCUGCAUACAUGUCAGAUUGAAACCUUGCAAUUACCCUCUGUACUUAUGUUGUGUGUUACUGUUGUACAUGUGGUUUAUGUUUUGGUGGGUUUGUACUAUUGCAGAUCUGAUUCUCCAUUUGAAUUUUCUCACUUGACUGAUACCCUCUUGUGUUCAUCCCACACAUAUAAACUGAUGAUGCUCAGAGAUCCUGCUUCUCCUCACUGUCUAUGUAUCUCAUAUGUGGGUUAAUAUCUUGGCCUUUGACAGCAACAUAUUUUAACACAGCCCAAUUCUGCAAAACCACCAUUAGCCUGUAUGAGAGUUGCACUCUGAGUGGUUGUUCUGUUUGUUUGAUGACACUCUGAGUGCACCAUUAAAUACACCUGAGAGCCGCUCAUAAACUAGCAACUCACUGCUUGAGAAGCCCCUGCACUUUGUUUUGUUACGUGUGUGUAUUGUUUAUUUUUUAUUGUGUGCUGUGGGUCACAUCAUGGAGGGCUAUUCAUAUUUAUAUUUACAGUUACAUCUUUAUGAUACAAAUUCCCUCUUUUAGUUAACUACCUGCUAUUUAUGCACAGACCUUCUACAGGACAACGACAUGUGUUUAAUAACUUCUUCAUGUAAACAUGACAUAAGGGGACUGUAAAUGCAUCGCCCCAAAAGACCCAUAAGAAAAUGUUCUGGUUGUUAUAUGUACACUAAUAGAAACAGCCCCUAGCUGACUCAUAUAUAUCAAUAUUACUACAUGUAUGCAUAUCCUUUGAGGCUCAGCUGACCUCUAUAAUGUUACAGCCCUAUGUAUCAACUGACUAAGGAUCAAAUAACUGUACGGGCUCAGAUACUGAUAUAUAUUAUGCACAAUGCUCAGCAGCUUUGCAUACCCACUUAUACUUGCCUUAUCUUUUCAAACAGGUGGAUCUGCUAACUAGCAGGGGCUCUAAUGUGUUUUAAAUCUGACAGGGCUGUGUAUGUAUGGUUGCUACAUUUUUGUUUGGUUUUGGUUGUUUGGUAGUUUUUAUUGUUGACCACCUUGGAGGUACCGUGUACUGUAGUGGGGGAUUUGCACUCACUUCUACUGGCACCACUACAUUUAUCACUUAUUUUUCUUAUUUAAGGAGUGAUGUUCUUGCCCAACUGAGGCAUAAAUAUCUGUUAUCCAUGACUUCACUACACUCGGUCAUCCUUGACAGCACUGUGCUAGUGAGCUCACAGUAUAACUUUCAAACAGCAGUGUACCCCCCAUGUCACCCAACCUACAGUUUCGCUGUGGGGCACCCAACAUCCAUAAAUUAAUCCCACCCUGUAAAUUUACUUGUUGAAUGUUGUGAGGUACGGUUGUGUAUGUGGUAACUAGAGUUUUAUUAUUUUAGAGUUGCAUCCCAAUUGGCAAAAUUCAAAUGAACAUCAGUAAAUCAAAAAUUCCGAAAUAUCUGUAUGUACUGCUGCAAAAUAGUGUCUUGUUUUCAAAAGUUUCAUUACUCUGCUAUGGAAAUCAUCUGUAUACCUUAACGGUCCCCGGUAACUUGGCCCACAAUAAGUAUUAUACAGCACUUACAAAAGGAGCUACACACGAUAGCUGCUAUUCAUUUACAUCGCAAUUUAGCUCUAUUCCUGGGAAUAUGAAAGCUGUUUUCAGCUGACCUUUAUCAAAUCUAUGGAUUAAUUAACGCAUUAACAUGUUUAUUUUGUGACAUUGGGUAGCAGAUAUAUAAAUAAAUAACUAAUCUAUAUAUAUAGAUAUAUGAGGGGGACAGUAUAUUUGUUGUCAAUUGGGAUUGGGUUUAGAAUUUAUGUUUUAGUUUGGUUAAGAUGUUUAUUAUAAAAGAAAAUGAGAAACAUGGGAUACACAUGGACUGAUAUCCUGCCAGCGUGAUAAAGCUAUUCUUACAGAACUUUUAUAUUUGGAACAUUAACAAAAGACUUUUGCUUUGUAACAACUGUAUGAUUUUCAUCUGUGUAAGAUUGCACAUGUUACACUGUAUCCAUGUUUCUUUAAUAAAAAGAAUUUAUAAAAAAAAAAAAAAAAAAAAGAGGACAAACUCUAUAAAUGGAAGCAUCAAAAUGGAUGUUAUUGUAAAUAAUACUUUAUAAAUACCAGUUAUAAAAGCCCCAGUUUGGAAGUGUUCUUCUGCUGUCCUUUGUUCCUCUAUAUAUGUGCACCUCAGUUUCUCUCAUAUCAAUGUGAUAGAAUCCAAACGCCACACUGGAAUAUACAGAUCUGUCCUCAUACUGACAGUUUACACAACCAGUCACCCCCACAGCACCCCCAGUGUUGUUUAUUAAUAUGCCAGUGUUAGGAGUUGUACGUUUGAUUUACAUAGGGGAGAAAAUAAUUACAUUUACAGAAUAAAGGAGUCUUUAUAUGAAUAGAGUGUUAGAGAAUUACAUAAACAAGAACAUCAGUCUCAAAUGAUUGACAUCUGGGAGAUAUAUUUAUUGUGCACAUCAUGUGGAUAAACCUUUUCUUAUAGCAAUAGAUGCUUAGCAUUGUACAUGUUAUAUACCAGAGGAAUUACUGAGGGAAACUGAUUUUAUUUCAUGAGACGCAAUAUCAGUAACCGGUACAUACGUGAUCAUAAUCAGUUUAAUUUAUAUGGCUACUAUAACCUACAUGUAUACUGGGUAUGUAAUAUGUGUGUCAUGUUCUGUAACUUGAUAUUAUGGCUGUUAGAUGUUUUCAUGUUAGUUAGAAGCCACAAGAACUGAUAAUAGCACAUACUGUAUAUAUAAAGGGAACAUUAUAUGUCUGAUAAAUCCCUUUGUAUCAAGAGCACAAGUGUUAGGUAUAUUUAUACCAUUGUGUGCAUAUAUCAUGUAAUGCUGCUUUUUACUAUAUAAUGAUAUACAGUACAAUGUUUUUUUUCAUGCAAAUAAAAAGUGAUUGUAAUCCA
Molecule: messenger RNA, 5832 nt
Organism: Bombina bombina (fire-bellied toad)
Lineage: Eukaryota; Metazoa; Chordata; Amphibia; Anura; Bombinatoridae
Product: gastrula zinc finger protein XlCGF8.2DB-like
Exons: 3
Coding region: 372-1544 (390 amino acids)
Source: RefSeq, a predicted model, not a curated record